AUGCGUGUUCCAGCCAAGUUCUACAUUUCACUCAGCAUCAGCUGUCCGUCUUUGAACACAUUGAAUUUCGUUUUCGAUGAUGGUGUGAGUGCAGAUAUUUCGCACACCUCUGAGCACUCCCGAUUCAUUGAUAUUAGUAAAGGCUGCGUAGAUCUAGAUUGGGAUCUUACGAGAUUGAGACGAUGUGUGAAGGAAGAAUUUGCAUCUUUAUCUGGUCCAGGAUACUAUACCCGAGUAGACGCUAAGAACUUCGAUCGAUUUUUAAACACCACAGAGGAAGACACAUGGGAUAAGCCUGGAAAGGAAACAUUAAAGUACUGGAAAAACAUCAGACCAACUCCGGUGUUAAUGGUGACAUGCCAAGACCAUUUUCGGGAAAGUCCUUGUUCUUGCAAGUCCGAGUAUCCAAGAGUAUUCAUAGAUACGUAUGAACUCCACUUAAGAGUCCAUAAAGAUGGAAAAUCACUGCACAAGUACAUGGGUUUGAGGCAGAUGUUUGAAGGAGAGCCAUGGUAG
This is a messenger RNA of Botrytis byssoidea, 516 nucleotides long. RefSeq lists its product as uncharacterized. The transcript is spliced from 2 exons. Lineage: Eukaryota; Fungi; Ascomycota; Leotiomycetes; Helotiales; Sclerotiniaceae. The coding region runs from base 1 to 516 and encodes 171 amino acids. The record is from RefSeq and is a predicted model, not a curated record.